Molecule: messenger RNA, 1926 nt
Organism: Urocitellus parryii (Arctic ground squirrel)
Lineage: Eukaryota; Metazoa; Chordata; Mammalia; Rodentia; Sciuridae
Source: RefSeq, a predicted model, not a curated record
CCAGCUAGCGGCUGCCGAGGUCACCUGGCCGUCCAGCCUGCGCCGGCCCCCCACGGCCCGGGAGUCGGAGGCGACCCACUCUGGUGCGCGGCGGGGCCCCGGGGGCAGAAARCGAGCCUCCGCCUGGAGCCAGCUGGGGAGGCGUCCCGCGGGAAAAUGAGCGGCAGCAGCGCCAGGUCCAGCCACCUGUCCCAGCCGGUGGUGAAGAGCGUGUUGGUGUAUCGCAACGGGGACCCGUUCUUCGCGGGGCGCCGCGUGGUCAUCCAUGAGAAGAAGGUGUCCAGCUUCGACGUCUUCCUGAAGGAGGUGACCGGCGGCGUUCAGGCGCCCUUCGGGGCGGUCAGGAACAUCUACACCCCGCGGACCGGCCACCGCAUCCGGAAGCUGGACCAGAUCGAGAGCGGGGGCAACUACGUGGCGGGGGGCCAGGAGGCCUUCAAGAAACUCAAUUACUUGGACAUAGGAGAAAUCAAGAAAAGACCAAUGGAAGUUGUUAAUACAGAGGUCAAACCAGUGACCCACAGCAAGAUCAACGUGUCCGCCCGCUUUAGGAAACCCCUGCAGGAGCCCUGCACCAUUUUCUUGAUUGCCAAUGGGGACCUCAUAAGCCCAGCCUCUCGCCUCCUCAUCCCCAGGAAAGCCCUGAGUCAGUGGGACCACGUGCUGCAAAUGGCCACAGAAAAAAUACCUCUCCGGAGCGGGGCUGUCCACAGACUCUAUACCCUAGAAGGGAAGCUGGUGGAGAGCGGGGCAGAGCUGGAGAGCGGGCAGUUCUACGUGGCUGUGGGCAGAGAUAGGUUUAAGAGGCUGCCGUACAGUGAGUUGCUCUUUGACAAGUCGGGGAUGCGAAGGCCUUAUGGUCAGAAAGCCUCUUCACUACCUCCUAUCGUAGGAUCCAGAAAGUCUAAAGGGAGUGGAAAUGAUCGCCAAUCUAAGUCAACAGUUGGGUCCAGUGACAACUCGUCUCCUCAGCCUCUGAAGAGGAAAGGGAAAAAAGAAGUCGCAAAUUCAGAGAAAUCAAGGAAGUCGAAACAAAAUGUCAAGUUGAAGAAUACACAAGAAACGMUGCCCGACAGUGAUGAAGGCAUUUUCAAAGCUGGAGAAGAGAGGUCUGAAAUGCGGGGGGCAGCAGAAGUCCAAGAAGAUGAAGACACUCGGGUGGAGAUCCCAGUGGAUCAGAGGCCAGCAGAGAUGGUCGAUGAGGAAGAAGAGGAGGAGAAAACCAACAAAGAUGCAGAACAGAAAGAAGACUUUUCAGAAAUGAAUGGCCAAGUGGAAGAUGAGGCCUGUGGGGGCGCUGCCGAUGUCCCUGAGCAAGUGGAGGAGAUCCCAGAUCCCAGGRAGGAGAACCCCGGUCCUGCUCGGGUCAACGGAGGCACGGACGAAGAAAAUGGCGAGGAGCUGGACCAGGUUAUUGAGGAGCUCCAGACAGCAGCAGAGGAGGAAAGACAGUCUCCAGCGGGGGCGGGCAGUGGACAAGACGAGGCUGAUGUGGACCCUCAGAGGCCACCGAGGCCCGAAGUGAAGAUCACGAGUCCUCAGGAAAACGGGAGCAAUGAGCAGAGCAAGGACUACGCUGUGGAGGCAUAGAUGGUGACCAAGAGUGAGGACUCGGAGUGCGAGAACGGAGCCAUGACCCUGAGCAGUGAGCGCAUCGUUCUUGCUAAACCUGGUGAGGCAAGAUGGUCGGACCCUCCCUGUGGAAUUUCACGAUCAGAGGCCUCUGUGGAAGGCCGGAUGACUCUCAGUAGCUACUAAAAGAGAACGACGUGCUUUCCAGCAUGUGUUUUUAUGUCACUUAGAAGAUUUGAAUAAGAGGGACAGAGAAGAGUCUGCGGUGGASAGUCGGCCACUUAUGUUUGUAAGGAUAGAAGGAUGGAAUCACUCCCAUUGCAUUUGUUAUUGUAAAUUUAGGAAUGACAGUAG